UCACCCCAAGCGCGUUUGUCUCUGGCUUCUCUCUCACCAGUCGCCACCGGGCCGGAGAGGGAAAAAAAAGGGAAUCCGCUCGCCGCCGAUGGAGUCCAUCGCGAUCGCCACCACCUCCCGCGCCCUGCCGCCGCGGUUCCCCUCCGCCCUGCUCCGGCGCCGGCGCCGCGCCGCCUCCUUGGUCCCGGUCGCGUCCGCCUCCAAGCGGAGAGACGGCGGCGAGGGGGAGGACGCCGGAGCCCACAAGCCGUCCAGGCGGCCGUCUUCGUCCUCGGGGGGCGAGCCCACGGGCCUCGCGCCCUACGGCCUCUCCUUCUCGCCCUUCUCCAAGGACGCGGCCAUGGGGCUGGUGAUGAGCGCGGCGACGGGGAGCGGCUGGACGACGGGUUCGGGGAUGGAGGGCCCGCCGAUGGCCGGGGGCGCCGCGAACCGGCCGGAGGUGUCGACGCUGCCGUGGUCGCUCUUCACAAAGUCCCCGCGGCGGAGGAUGCGGGUGGCCUUCACCUGCAACGUCUGCGGGCAGCGCACAACUCGCGCCAUCAACCCGCACGCCUACACCGACGGCACUGUGUUUGUUCAGUGCUGCGGCUGCAACAUCUUCCACAAGCUGGUGGACAACCUGAACCUGUUCCACGAGAUGAAGUGCUACGUCGGUCCCGACUUCCGGUACGAGGGGGACGCCCCGUUCAACUACCUCGACGGCGGCGAUGAUGAUGACAACGGCAACAUCUUUCCGCUUCUCUAGGGUGGCGAGGCGGACCCCUUCCUUCCGCCCUGGCGCAUGGUGGCGCUCUGAUCCGUGCUCGCCCGGUUAGCUGUAUGUUAAUAAGCAGACUGUAUGUUGUUUAAUGUCGAUGGGCGCCCGUAAAUAUGUGUGUGCAGAUGUAUGUAAAUAGCAUAAGUGCAGUUGAUAAUAAUAAUAAUAAUAAUAAUGACAUGAUACAGAAGUUUACGUUUCUGGA
This is a messenger RNA of Triticum dicoccoides, 962 nucleotides long. RefSeq lists its product as uncharacterized. Gene Ontology annotation, biological process: protein import into mitochondrial matrix; protein stabilization; protein folding. NCBI's taxonomy places the organism in Eukaryota, Viridiplantae, Streptophyta, Magnoliopsida, Poales, Poaceae. Gene Ontology annotation, cellular component: mitochondrion. Bases 89 to 745 code for a protein of 218 amino acids. The transcript has 4 exons. Gene Ontology annotation, molecular function: zinc ion binding; protein-folding chaperone binding. The record is from RefSeq and is a predicted model, not a curated record.